Messenger RNA from Eremothecium gossypii ATCC 10895, 867 nucleotides. RefSeq names its product exosome non-catalytic core subunit CSL4 (gene CSL4). The transcript has a single exon. The coding region runs from base 1 to 867 and encodes 288 amino acids. Gene Ontology annotation, cellular component: nuclear exosome (RNase complex); cytoplasm. Gene Ontology annotation, molecular function: RNA binding. Lineage: Eukaryota; Fungi; Ascomycota; Saccharomycetes; Saccharomycetales; Saccharomycetaceae. Gene Ontology annotation, biological process: RNA processing. The record is from RefSeq and is marked provisional.
AUGGAUUUUAAGUCGAAGCUACCAAAAGACGUAUACCCAGGGCAUCUGAUAUGUCCUAUAUACCAUGGAGUGGAGGAAAAUGGUACUGAAUUCGUAUACCAGUUUAUACCGGGGCCUGGGACAGUGCAGCAGCAAUAUACCAUAAAUGGGCAACAAAUAGACGCCAUAGCUGCCACUCUCCUUGGAAAAGUUAAGCUUCGGGAGGAGACUAAUGCGUUGGAUGGCUCUGAGAGUGCCAAGCCGGACGCAGAAGCCGACCCAAAGGCAGAAAAUACUACGGAGGCGUCACAGGGACGAAGGGUGGUAAAGAAGAUGCUAGUCAGUGUGUCUAAAAGAGCUAGCGAGGAGGAUCUUGGAAGUAGUGUUGACACGGAUUUUGCGAACCAUCUGCCCAAGGAGGGAGAUGUAGUCCUGACCCGAGUAACCAGAAUAACCUUGCAGAGAGCUAACGUUGAGAUACUGGCAGUUGAAAACACGAACUCUCCAAUAGAUUAUGGAGUUGGUAGCAAGGGCUCAGGCAUAGUCGCUAGCAAUGGAGGUAAUACAGGAUUUUCCAUGUCGCAGGUACCAUCGGACCUUGGAGAGACGUUCCGGGGUAUAAUCAGAUCCCAGGACGUGCGGGCGACCAAUAGAGACCAAGUUAAGAUGGUAGAAGCGUUCCGCCCCGGUGACAUUGUGAGAGCCCAGGUGCUUUCUUUGGGAGACGGAUCAAACUACUACCUCACGACAGCACGUAAUGACUUGGGCGUGGUUUUCGCAAAGGCAAGCAACGGUGCAGGCGGCCUCAUGUAUGCUGUAGACUGGCACACCAUGGUGGCACCAUCCACAGGGGUCACUGAGCUGCGCAAGUGUGCAAAGCCAUUCUGA